Cucumis sativus (cucumber) is the source of this 3256-nucleotide messenger RNA. RefSeq names its product MLO-like protein 11. The coding region runs from base 1282 to 2988 and encodes 568 amino acids. The record is from RefSeq and is a predicted model, not a curated record. The transcript has 15 exons. Gene Ontology annotation, biological process: defense response. Gene Ontology annotation, cellular component: membrane. Lineage: Eukaryota; Viridiplantae; Streptophyta; Magnoliopsida; Cucurbitales; Cucurbitaceae.
GGAUGAAGCACUGUGGCAACAUCAAAUUUAUGAUUGCAGCAUCGGGGAAGCAAGAAUUAUUGGCCCUCAAAGCCAUCACAUCCACAUCGCAUUCGUAUCCUCUUAAUUAUUGGAAACAUAUUCAUGUUGAACAGUUUCCUCUUCUCUUCUCUAUUUAAUCUUUUUCACAUACCCAAAUCACAAAAAGGGUUCUUUUAUAUUUUACAGGCUCCUCAAUCUGCGGAAUCGUGAGAAAAUGAAAGCCAAGAAAAAAUAACACUGUCAUUUGUCAAAGCCAAUCAUAAUCACAUUCAUGGCAUCUCUCCUGGCUUCUGUGUGCCUUUUCUUGCAUUUAUGGCAUCUGGGUCUUUCCUAUUUGGUUCCUUUUCUUCAUAUAUUGCACUGCUUUAUUCUUGAGUCAUUUUCCGUGGGGGGUUAAUAAUACUAAAGAAGUUGCGUCAUUGUCAGCCCCAAGAAGUUUGUGCACAUGGGGUUGUCAUUUAUCUAUUAAUAAUAAACCUUAGUCCGAGGCUUUUUUCCAAACCCUUUUGGCCGUUGAUUUAUAUAUGUCGUUUUCUUUUUGGAAUCGGCUGUCACUUUGAGUUGGAUUUGUCUCUUUUGCAUCUGCUUUUGAAGGUGAAGUAGCAAGUAGCUGAAUGGGGCUUUUCAGAGUCAGCUUCUGGAUUUUUAUUGGGAAUGUCAGUGAGAUUUCAAGGGGAUCUUAGGAAAUUUGAGUACAUUAGAUUCAGUCUCAUUAAGUAAAAGCAUUCACCGAUGGGUUCUUCUUGCUUCCUCAGAACAUGAUGAUUUGUUCUUUCAGAAUUUGUUUUCUGUUGGAACGAUUUCAGGUUCAAAGAAGCUGUUUCAUUUGUGGGGUAUUCCAAUCUCACUUUAUCAAACUGGAAUGCCUGGAAGUCUGCCUUUUUUCUUUUAAAGGAAAAAAGCAAAAGAUUUGUUAGAGUUCCUUCUGGGUCCAGUUGGUUAUAUUACGUUUGUUUCAGAGGGAAAAUUUGACCUGUUCUGAUAUUGUUUGGAGAAGGCUGGAAAAUUAAAUUGGUGAUCGUCUCUUCCACGAGGCCUUAUUAAAUCUUAAAUGUCAACUGAUACUCUUUUUUGCUAUAUCAAUACGUGAUAUAUAAACUCAUAGGAAUAUGUCCCUUUUAAUCUUGGGUACUAAGUAUUUUCUUCUCUCUUCUAUUUUCUUUCUUUCACUGUAAAUCUGGCAACGUCUACUCAAACUGGUGUAGGACUGGAAACUUGAGAGUUUAUCUUUUAGGUUGUAAUCUUUGAGAUUUGUCGGAAAUGGCUGAAAAUGCCUCCCAGGAGGGAAGAUCUCUGGCUCUGACGCCUACUUGGUCUGUUGCUUCCGUGUUGACCAUUUUCGUCGCAGUUUCAUUGCUUGUAGAACGCUCCAUUCAUAGGCUAAGCUCUUGGCUGGGAAAAACUCAUAGAAAACCCUUAUUUGAGGCAGUGGAGAAAAUGAAAGAAGAGUUAAUGCUGCUUGGUUUUAUUUCUUUGCUUCUGACGGCAACAUCAAGUCUAAUAUCAAAUAUCUGCAUUCCAUCCAAGUUUUAUGAUACAUCUUUUAUUCCGUGCUCUCAGUCGGAGAUUGAUGAACAAAAUGCGGAUAAUUCUUCAUCUGAGAAGCGAAAGCUAUUUAUGGUUUCUGUUUUCCCACAUUUGAAUAGGAGGAUGCUAACUGUGAACAAAAAUACAUGCAAAGAGGGUCAUGAGCCCUUUGUUUCCUAUGAGGGACUUGAGCAAUUGCAUCGCUUUAUCUUUGUGAUGGCAGUUACUCAUAUUUCUUAUAGUUGCUUAACCAUGUUGUUGGCAAUUGUGAAGAUCCACAGUUGGAGAGAAUGGGAAAAUGAAGCUCACAUGGACCACCAUGAUUUAUUCAACGAUACAACGAAAAAAAAGAUAAUGCAGAGACAAUCUACCUUUGUACAAUAUCACACCUCCAAUCCUUUAACCAGGAAUAGCUUUCUUAUCUGGAUGACCUGUUUCUUUAGGCAAUUUGGGCGUUCUGUUGUUCGUUCUGACUACCUUACACUUCGCAAAGGCUUCAUCACGAAUCACAACCUCUCGUCAAAAUAUGAUUUCCAUAGCUACAUGGUUCGUUCUAUGGAAGAAGAAUUCCAGAGAAUAGUUGGUGUGAGUGGUCCGUUAUGGGGAUUUGUCGUAGCUUUUUUGCUGUUUAAUGUGAAAGGCUCCAACCUUUACUUUUGGAUAGCAACUAUUCCUGUUACUCUUGUUCUUUUAGUGGGCACAAAGUUACAGCAUGUUAUUGCAACUUUGACGUUGGAGAAUGCUGGUAUAACCGGAUUCUUUUCUGGAGCAAAGCUGAGGCCCCGUGAUGAUCUUUUCUGGUUUAAGAAGCCUGAACUUCUGUUGUCCUUGAUCCAUUUUGUUCUUUUCCAGAAUGCUUUCGAAUUGGCUUCGUUCUUCUGGUUCUGGUGGCAAUUUGGAUAUAGUUCUUGCUUCAUUAGCAAUCAUCUGCUUGUCUAUGUAAGACUAAUCUUGGGUUUUGCUGGACAAUUUCUUUGCAGCUAUAGCACCUUGCCCCUAUACGCACUGGUUACUCAGAUGGGAACAAACUACAAGGCUGCCUUAAUUCCUCAAAGAAUAAGGGAAACAAUCCAUGGGUGGGGUAAGUCAGCUAGAAGGAAGAGAAGGCUCCGGAUAUUUACUGAUGAUGCCACAAUCCACACGGAAACAAGCACCGUGAUGUCACUUGAGGACGAUGACAACCAACAUGUUGAUACACCUAAAGCUGCAACUGGCUAUGCCAUAAUUGAGAUGCAGCCACCUACUGCAGCAAAUGUGUCCGCCUCUGUUACUAAUGAUGCAUCACGUGCGGUUAGAACUCCCCUUCUUCAGCCCUCUCUGUCUCUUUCAUUGCCUGUGGCUCAAAACUUCAUUGACGGAGCCCCUUUAAGAAGCUCAUCAAUGCCGGCUCAAAACUUCGAUGCCGAAAACUCUUUAAGAAGCUCAUCUAUGCCGAGAUAAAAAAAAACGUAGCUAGUAAACAAAUCUGUAGAAGUACCAUAUAAUUAGGAUCAAACUUUAGUGAAAGAAACUAUAAAAGUGCCGUGUAAGUUAGUACAAACAAAAUUGAAAUCCGAAGAAGUGUUCAGAGUGAGAUCCUAGAGAUUUGUUUAUAGGAUACUGAGUUUGUAUUUGUAGAAAACAGUACAUGAAACUGCCUGUAAUGUAAUAUAUUGUCCGAACAAUGUAAGGAAGUAUAGACUCCAAUUAUAGAAGUGUUUCCUGACUU